UAUGUAACGCUGGCGGGUAAGCGGACAAAUGAGAUUGGAUGAGGAGCGGCAGUUGAAAAUGUUUGAUGAAAUGUCUGAACCAAAGAGGAAGCCUUCUCUGAGAAGGCAGCUUGUUUUGCCACUGUAAUGGCCGGAGCCAUCUAUAUCUGGAGCUAGCUUCUCUUCUUUUUCCGGCCACAGAUUAACCCUUUGAAGGCUGGGGUCCGGCUUUUCUGAGGUCGAAAGUUUUUGCGGCAUCUUUUCUUGCGUUGUCGAUUUUCAGGCGGCCAAUGGAGACGACGAGUCGGACUACCAUUUAUCAGUUGCCGAUCGACCCACUUCAGCAAAUCUUCACGCGCCUUUCCGUCCGGGAAAUCUGCGCCUGCCGCGCCGUGUGCAAGCUGUUCAAGCAAACCCUAACGUGCCCCUUCUUCGUCCAGCGCGUGGCCCAACGUACCGCCCUCAGCUGGUUCGUCGUCCAUCCGUCGCACUGCCGGAAAUCCCGUCGUGCCUCGCCGGACUCCCUUCUUCACGUCUACGAUGCUGACAGCGAUGAGUGGCUUCGCUUUCCCCUCGAUUUCCUCCCCUUCAACUCCGCCAUCCCCGUGGCCGCCUCCUCUGGGCUCCUGUAUCUAUGGUGCGAAUCGGAUUCCGGCCGCUCGCUUGUUAUUUGCAAUCCCAUCACGCGAAAAUAUAGGGUUUUGCCUCAGUUGGGAUCGGCGUGGUUUCGACACGGGACCGUCCUCUCAGCUGGUUUGCGCGUCUUGGUCCUCAACGAGUUCGUCGCCCUCUAUCUCGCCGACGGGAACCUCUGGCUGAAUUUUUCCGCUGGUUUAUCGUCGAAACCGCGCAGUCCUGUGCUCGUCGGAUCCGCCGUCUAUGCCCUCUGUGACAUCGGCUCUCCGUGGAGGGCUCAAUGGAAGCUUGUCUUCUGCAAAUUGGAUGAAUUGGGGCGAGGCCGUGCCUGGGAUCGACUCGAACGGCGGGAGUGGGGAGAGAUCUUCGACAUCUUGAGACGGCCGCGGCUAAUCCAGGGGAAGGGGGACAGUCUGCUGAUGGUGGGAGGGCUGAAGGCCUCGUUCGCAACCAAUUCCGUCUGCUCGACCAUCAUCAUCCUCCGGCUCGACCUUGCAAAUCUCGAGUGGGAUGAGGCCGGAAGGAUGCCUGGCGAAUUCUUCGACUGCUUCCGUAGCUGGGGCAAAUUCAAGGUGUUCGGAAUGGGGGAUAGGGUGUUCUUCUCAGGGAAGGGAGCGGGGAAAUUGGCGAUGUGGGAUUCUUCGGAGAAGGGCAAAGGAGCUUGGAGAUGGGUUACAGGAAUCUCUGAGAGCAAAGAUGGUCUCUGCCGGGGCUUCGCAUUCGACGCUAGAAUCGACGCGGUUCCAUGAGAAACACAAGCUGCUGGUUAUGAAGAAAUUGUAUGUGGCUCCAAAGAUGCACGGACAACUUCACCAUGAGAAACAAACGUGAAAUCAAGUGUUCUUUUCACUAGUUCUUCGUAUCGUUACUACAUCAGUCCCCGAAGACUAGCAUCUCCAAGAUAUCUCUUUGGUCAUUUUGGUUCUUUACAAUUCCUGCUGUUUAUUGUACAACAUGGUUGCAAACAUGUAAAGAUUCCUGCGGGCUGGAGAUUUUGUUACUGAUGCACCUCUUAAUUUAGUGCAUUCAGGUGCCUUGGAGACUCUCAUUCUAAAUGGUACUUCAACUGGUGGUUGUACAUUAACUGAGUAGGACUUAGUGUGUAGAACUUAAAUUCAUCCCCAUUAUCUUCCAACCCCCAACAAUCCCCCUUGUUCCCAGCAAUGAAUUUGAAAUUUGACAUGGACAAGUUGAAUCCAUAAUUUACCAGCUUUCCCAA
Messenger RNA from Nymphaea colorata (pocket water lily), 1834 nucleotides. Its product is annotated as SKP1-interacting partner 15. The transcript has 2 exons. The coding region runs from base 270 to 1364 and encodes 364 amino acids. Gene Ontology annotation, molecular function: protein binding. The record is from RefSeq and is a predicted model, not a curated record. NCBI's taxonomy places the organism in Eukaryota, Viridiplantae, Streptophyta, Magnoliopsida, Nymphaeales, Nymphaeaceae.